Messenger RNA from Nelumbo nucifera (sacred lotus), 2193 nucleotides. RefSeq names its product serine carboxypeptidase-like 45. Gene Ontology annotation, biological process: proteolysis. The record is from RefSeq and is a predicted model, not a curated record. Gene Ontology annotation, molecular function: serine-type carboxypeptidase activity. Gene Ontology annotation, cellular component: vacuole. Lineage: Eukaryota; Viridiplantae; Streptophyta; Magnoliopsida; Proteales; Nelumbonaceae.
AAACUAAAAGCCACUGAGCUGCAAUUUCUGGUAAGAAAUUUUGGUUUUAAAAGUUGCUCAGGAUUCCAUUACUCCCCCAUCAUUUUCAAAGCACUCUACCCUAUACUGACUCAGCCAAGUCAGCGGAGACCUAACACACUGUGUGAAAUGUCAAUUGUUUGUGAGCCUCCUGCACCUCUUUCAUGUCCAUCCUUCAAGCCUGUGUGAAAAAUAAAGUUGAAAUAAACAAAUAAUAAAAAAGAGACAGAAGUUUCUGUUUAUUUAAUGCCCCCUCACUCAGCAACAACAACUUAUAGCUGCCUCAGCUUCUCUCACCCUCUACCUGUCUCCCUACCGAUCUUCUUCCGUCCUGGAAUCAUGAAUUCUCCAUCUUGGAAUGCCAUUGCCGCUCUUACAACUCUGUUUCAGCUGUGCCUUUUCUUGGAGAUUUCAGCCUCUCUAUCUCCUUCUGAUAAAAUUAUUGCUUUACCCGGUCAACCCCAAGUCGGUUUCCAGCAGUUCUCAGGCUAUGUUACUGUGGACGAAAAGAAAGAAAGAGCUCUAUUCUACUACUUUGUUGAAGCAGAAAUAGAUCCGUCUUCGAAGCCUCUGGUUCUUUGGCUAAACGGAGGGCCUGGUUGUUCUUCUCUUGGAGUUGGGGCAUUCUCCGAAAAUGGACCUUUUAGACCAAGUGGAGAGGUUUUGGUCAGAAAUGAGUAUAGUUGGAAUUCAGAAGCAAAUAUGCUAUACCUAGAGACACCCGUAGGAGUUGGGUUCUCUUAUUCAACCGAUACCUCCUCCUAUGUCGCUGUCGACGAUAAGAUAACAGCCAGGGAUAAUCUCGUGUUCUUGCAACGGUGGUUUCUCAAGUUUCCACAGUAUAAGCACAGGGAUCUGUUCAUAACUGGGGAAAGCUACGCAGGCCAUUAUAUUCCACAACUCGCAGAUCUCAUGAUUCAAUUCAACAAGAAGGAAAAGUUGUUCAACCUGAAAGGAAUUGCUCUGGGAAAUCCAGUUCUGGAAUUUGCUACCGAUUUCAAUUCGAGAGCUGAGUUCUUCUGGUCUCAUGGGUUGAUAUCAGAUUCCACAUACAGACUUUUCACCUCUGCUUGUAACUAUUCUCGGUAUGUGAGCGAAUAUUACAGGGGGUCUGUUUCUUCUGUUUGCUCAAAGGUGAUGAACCAGGUGAGUAAAGAAACCAGUAGAUUUGUGGACAAGUAUGAUGUUACGCUUGACGUCUGCAUUUCGUCCGUGCUCUCGCAAUCCAAGGUUCUUAGUCCCCAGCAAGUUACAGAGAGGAUUGAUGUCUGUGUUGAGGAUGAAACGGUGAAUUACUUAAACAGGAGGGAUGUGCAGAAAGCUCUCCAUGCCCGUCUUGUAGGAGUCCGCAGAUGGGCUGUUUGCAGCAAUAUCCUGAACUAUGAGCUGCUUAACCUGGAGAUACCAACAAUCUCUAUUGUAGGCUCACUUGUUAAGGCUGGAAUUCCAGUGUUGGUUUACAGUGGAGAUCAAGAUUCUGUUAUCCCACUGACUGGAAGCCGGACUUUGGUACAUGGACUGGCAAAGGACCUUGGACUGAAUACAACAGUACCUUACAGAGUUUGGUUCGCAGGGCAGCAGGUUGGUGGAUGGACACAAGUAUAUGGGAAUGUCCUCUCAUUUGCCACCAUUAGAGGUGCUUCGCAUGAAGCUCCUUUCUCUCAGCCAGAGAGAUCACUUGUGCUAUUCAAGUCCUUUCUUGAAGGCAGGCCUCUACCUGAAGUAUUCUGAUCUAAUGAUCAUCAGUUAAUAAAAAUAGGGUUGAAGUUGUAAGUAUCGUUUUCCGUAGCACUUAAUAAGGAUUAAUAAAUGCAGUGAAAGAAAGAAAUUGUAUCAGUUGGUCCCUUGGGUGUCAUUCUCAGUGUUCUGCAACUUUUAGUAAAGAGGAAUUUUGUAAAGAUGCAAAGAGAAUUUUCAAUUUGGAGGUCAUUGUUCAAACUUUCUAGUUUUUAAGUUAACCAGAUCGAUAAUCUUUUUACUUUUUGGGGGGUUUUCUGUUAACUCUUUUAGGUUUCAAUGAGCCCUACCUAGAGAGAAAGUUAACCAGGUCUUUGUACAAACAGAUAUCUCUGUUCAAGCUUUUUUACAUAAGAAAUUGCUCUGCAUCCAGUAAAAUAUGUUAGUAGAAUUCUGGUUUUCUGGUUAAUGAAAUAUCUAAGAGAGGUAAUCAAUGCA